GAAUAGUGACCUUUUCAACAUGGUGGAGCUGAAAGAGGAAUUGCGGUUUUUAGAGGAAAAUAAAUGGCUCCACGGUUACAAUAGAGCGAUUGAUGAAGUUGUUGCUAAAGAAUUUGACAGGCUGGGAGACACAGUAUAUUUGGACCAUGCUGGGGCCACCCUGUAUUCCAAACAGCAGAUAGAGAACUUCCAUAAAGACUUGCUACACGGGGUGUAUGGCAACCCUCAUAGCAGGAAUGCAAGUAGCUGCUUGACAAGUGACACCAUCGAGCAAGUGAGAUAUAGAGUUUUGGAUUUUUUCAACACCAAUUCCAAUGAAUACAGCGUGAUUUUCACACCUGGCUGCACAGCUGCACUCAAACUACUCAGCGAAACGUUUGAUUUUACAAAUGGCGUCUGCCAGGCUACCGUAUCAAGUCGAUGCCAGUCAAGCGCAGCAGGCAUCAAGAAGCCUAAUGCUGGCCAACCUGCGUCUGAGAGGAGAUUUCCUGAAAACAUGAAGAAUACCAAGCUUCACAUAGUAAGGGAGGAUGCAUCACCAUGGCAACACAGGGCUUCUGGUCUGACAGAAGUACCAAGUUUAUUGAGGCCUCAUGAAGAUAGAGGUCAAGAUGGAGAUACCAACAUUUUCUUGACAGACGACCUCCAAGAUUCUCAACAGGAUAUGACCAAUCAAAAAGCCUCUCUGGUCAAGAGCGGGAUUGUAAAGAAGCCGUCUGUUUGCGCUGGUUAUACUUGUUCUCAGCAUGUUCAAAGUGAUGGCUGUAAUACCUCUGGCGCCAGUGAUGAAUUACGCAGUGAUGACAAGACCAUAUCAAAGCCGAAAGAGGGCCCUACGCACAGGUGUGAGAUAGCAAGCACCAUCUCCACUACAGAUCAGAGUUAUAACAGGAAACUUGAAUUAUCUGAUUUGAUUUACUCAGGNUUGUGUCAUUAUGAAUGGGGAUCACUAGAGGUAACCCAGUCUCAUGACUUAUAUAGUUUAAAAUCAAGCGAGAUUUUGUUGAAUUUGGAGGAGAGUGGGGUCAAAUAUAAUUUGGUAAACUGGCUAGUGCAGUGCAACAAUGACUAA
Lingula anatina is the source of this 1072-nucleotide messenger RNA. Its product is annotated as molybdenum cofactor sulfurase-like. NCBI's taxonomy places the organism in Eukaryota, Metazoa, Brachiopoda, Lingulata, Lingulida, Lingulidae. Gene Ontology annotation, biological process: Mo-molybdopterin cofactor biosynthetic process. The record is from RefSeq and is a predicted model, not a curated record. Gene Ontology annotation, molecular function: molybdenum cofactor sulfurtransferase activity; molybdenum ion binding; pyridoxal phosphate binding.